Messenger RNA from Neocloeon triangulifer, 1839 nucleotides. RefSeq names its product 14-3-3 protein zeta (gene 14-3-3zeta). Gene Ontology annotation, cellular component: cytoplasm. The coding region runs from base 262 to 1005 and encodes 247 amino acids. The transcript has 5 exons. The record is from RefSeq and is a predicted model, not a curated record. Gene Ontology annotation, biological process: signal transduction. Lineage: Eukaryota; Metazoa; Arthropoda; Insecta; Ephemeroptera; Baetidae.
ACUGCGCAGAAGACGGCGUUGACUCGAGCAGUGGUUCUCUGUUUCCGGUACUGUGAACCCCUUUUCGUUGCGGAGGUUACUGCCGGGCGCCGAUAGACGGAUAUUAGUGAGUAGCAGUUGUCAUCUGGAUCCCUGACACCUGAGGGUUGUGACCCUGAAACCAGAAGCAGCGAGCUUGAGAGGACAUACUGCGUAUUGAGCAGGGGCGGCGAGCAGCGCGGCAGAAGCAACCGAAACAAACACACACACACACCUGACAUAAUGUCCGUCGACAAGGAGGAACUAGUGCAGCGUGCCAAGCUGGCGGAGCAGGCGGAACGGUACGACGAUAUGGCUGCAGCCAUGAAGUCUGUGACUGAGACUGGCGUAGAGCUCUCGAACGAAGAGAGGAACCUUUUGUCUGUGGCGUACAAGAACGUGGUCGGUGCCAGGCGAUCCUCGUGGCGAGUCAUCUCCAGCAUAGAACAGAAGACAGAAGGCAGUGAGAGAAAACAGCAGAUGGCCAAGGAGUACAGGGAAAAAGUCGAAAAGGAGCUCAGAGAGAUCUGUUACGACGUUCUGGGUCUUCUAGAUAAAUUCCUGAUCCCUAAAGCCAGCAACGCUGAAAGCAAAGUAUUUUACCUGAAGAUGAAGGGAGAUUACUACAGGUACCUUGCGGAAGUUGCCACUGGGGACAACAGAAAUACCGUUGUGGACGACUCACAGAAGUCUUACCAGGAGGCGUUCGACAUUGCCAAAUCUAAAAUGCAGCCCACCCACCCAAUCAGGCUAGGCCUUGCCCUCAACUUUUCUGUUUUCUAUUACGAAAUAAUCAAUUCCCCGGCCAGAGCCUGCCACCUGGCCAAACAGGCGUUUGAUGAUGCGAUCGCUGAGCUCGACACCCUGAACGAAGACAGCUACAAAGACUCAACGCUCAUCAUGCAACUGCUCAGGGACAACCUGACGUUGUGGACGUCAGACACACAGGGAGACGGAGACGAGCCUCAGGAGGGUGGGGACAAUUGAUAGACCUGCCUCUAGCAUAUAACACAACAACCAACUACAACAUCCCUUUACUAUCCUCCUUCAUUAUCUCUCUCUAUCUCUUUAAAGAAAAUUGUAACAGCAAAUUCGAAAAGAAACAUUGUCCUCUCCUUUGUUGUUUAUUUGUCACUCAUGCAAAAAAAUUGUAAUGGAACUAAAUGGAAUGGAACAACAAAAGCAACAACAAACACACUCAUUCACCUGUACUUGUUCCCUCUUGCUGGACUGAUGAGUUAAAUAUGGUGUAUUACACUCUCUUGGAACUGUGUAGUCUUUUCUGGAGAUUGAAAAAAGGAACAGAUAAGGAAUCUAUUUCUUGCGGCACACUUUAAUGUACCAAAAAAAAUUGAACGUAUGAUUGUCAACAAAUUCGUCUUUUUACUAUCCAGAAAUUCCUGGACACUGCUAAAUUUGCAUGACUUGCGAAAGAGGCGGUGUUUGAUGUUGUGACUAAUGAAUAUUUGCUAUGAAUUUGUCAAAAAAGAAAGUCAUCAAUUGAUCAGCCAUAUUAAUCUACAUAAAAAAAAUAACAUUGACACUUUGGUUUAAGAAUUUUGGCAAGUCUUAGUGAGAGUAAAAGCUUAACUGCUAAUUGUUGUGUAUAAAUAUAUUGCUUGGUAUAUAUUUUAUUUAUGGCAGAAAACAAAAAUAUUAAUGGCAACACAGUCUGAUAAGUUAAAUGCAGGUGAAUUUGGUUUGCAUGCCAUCUCUUCAAUACAGAAAAAAUAUUUAGCCACAACAAAAAACAGAUUUCUCUUCAACAUCUUAAUUUGAUAUGCAUUAUGAAAUUAAUAAAGAGAACUGUAAUAUGAAAAA